AUGGACUCCUCUUCCCACAACAUAUCGUUCCCUACCUAUGACAUGGGCUACGACAUGAAUCCGACGUCGACUCCCGACGUCAAUCUUGACGCCCUAUUCAACUACACCACCCCCCAAGACGUCCAACAUCCGGUCCAGCAGACCCCCGUUGGAGCCUACACGUCUGUCACGGGUGCCUACGACCCAUCAGACACGAACCAUGAUAUGCACCAGACAUCCUCGGUACCGGCCUGGGAUGACACCCCUUUCUCCAGCGUGAAGACUACAUCGACUCGGCAGCCCGCCCCCAAGACGUACGACGUGGCUACCCCUGUAGUUGCCAGGAGUACGCAUCCUGUUGCACAGGCGCUGAGAACGCCUGCUGUAGUUGUCACUCACAUCGCGGAGAGCGAUAGGCAACGGCAUCUGAUGUCGCAUUUUGUGCGUAUGCAGUGGCUGCAAGAAUAUCAGCGACAGCAACAGCAACAGCAACAGCAACAGCCACAGCCACAGCCACAACCACAGGGGCAACCAUACCAGCUGCAACCUCAGGGUCAAGUACAGUACCAGUAUCAGCCGCUGCAACAACCGCAGUACCCGCCGCAGUACCAGUACCAGCCACAGCAGCAGCCACAGUUUCAGUGGCAGCAACCAUACCAGCCACAACAGCAGCAAUACUGGCCGCACGUAGAGCGUACUAUAGCUGUGAACGAUCGUCGUCCCAUAAUUUUUGUUUCCUCUUACUCAUCUUCUUACGCACCACAACCCACCGGCCAAGCUUCCGGCGCACCCAUCACACCCGCAUCAACACAAAAUGCCUUUUCCAUGCCAAACACCCCACCCGGCCUUACCCCCAACGCCCCUCUCAUCACCAUCACCGACGACGACGACAACUCGCCUGCCCCCUCAAACCCCGCACCACACACACCCCCACCAGAACCCCGGGGCACCAAGCGAGCGGCAGCAGCAGCGGAUUCAGAACUCGAUGAAGUUCAAGCCGCGAAAAAAGCGAAGCGCGAAGAGGAAUGGGCCGCGAAUCUCCAACGCUACAACAUGUACGCCAAGGAGAUUGACCUCUCGUACCGAGAAAAUAACGUAAACGGGCAGCUUCGCGGUAAAAAGGAUCCGUGGUAUCAGAAACUCGCGGUUUGGGAUGCGUUGCUGAAGGAGCAGGAGGAGGAGAGGGUGAGGCGUGUUGAGGAGGCUGAGGCGAAGAGGGCGAGGAGGAGAAGGGGGAAGAGGAAUGCUGGUGGUGGGAAUGGGGAUGUGGUUGUUGAUGGGGGAGUGGCUGGUGGCCGGGUUGAGAAACCUGGGGAGAAUGUCGUGCAGGAUGUUGCUGGGGGUGAGAAUGAAGAUGAUGAGCUUGAGGCCGAGGUUCGCAGGGGUUUGAUGGAGUUUAUUGGUGCGGCGUAG
This is a messenger RNA of Pyrenophora tritici-repentis Pt-1C-BFP, 1392 nucleotides long. The record is from RefSeq and is a predicted model, not a curated record. Lineage: Eukaryota; Fungi; Ascomycota; Dothideomycetes; Pleosporales; Pleosporaceae.